UCAUCAAAGAUCGUCUAUAAAAAGUCUCCCUCUUAUGACAUUCAUUCAAAUUGUAAACUAUGUUUUUGUCCUAUUUAACUUAUAUUAAUACUACCUUAACAGCGUUCUUAUAUAUAUAAUUUCUUAAAUUCAAAAUCUGCUAUUUGAAUUUUCUGAACGCUUUAAUCUAGAACACGACUUCAACUUUGUUACCUGGAAUUUUGAUUCGAGUGAGUGUUCUUCGCUCUCUCUGCGAUGCCAUGAAACAACCUCCACGUUCUUUUCCUCCUCUUAGUUUGACAUCCCAAAUGGAUGAUCCGUUCAUGCAUUGACUGCCGUCAGCAAGCGCGAGGACAGGUGUGAUGCUGGGACGAGGAAUAUCGACAUAAACGAGGAGUCCUCGCUGUCCGCGCCGUAAGAAAGCAUGCAGCGCGCUGGAUGUUGAUGUUACUCUGACAGCAACCACCGGGACUCUCUGAUGCUCGGAGUCACUGUCUCCGCUGUGCUGUGGGGUAAAGAUAAAGAGUCAUGGCUCCUCAUCCAGCGGUCCAGGCCGUCAUUGAUCUUUCUGCAGGAGCUAUAGGGGGCGCCGCGUGCGUCUUCGCCGGACAGCCUCUGGACACGGCAAAAGUCAAGAUGCAGACUUUCCCCAGGAUGUACCGCGGCUUCGUCCACUGCCUCACCUGCACCUACCAACAGGUGGGGCUGCGAGGCUUCUACCAGGGCACCACUCCGGCGCUGAUGGCCAACAUCGCCGAGAACUCCGUGCUCUUCAUGAGCUACGGCUUCUGCCAGCAGGUCAUCCGCUUCACGGCGGGAUUGCACAAGGACGCCGUGCUGAGUGACAUGCAGAGAGCCAGUGCUGGCUCGGUGGCGUCCAUCUUCUCCUCGCUGGUUCUCUGCCCCACCGAGCUCGUUAAAUGCCGCCUGCAGGCCAUGUUUGAGAUGGAGGCGUCAGGGAAGAUUGCUAAGAGCCAGAACUCGGUGUGGUCCGUGGUGAAGUUCAUCAUAAGGAACGAGGGUCUUCCAGGCUUCUUCCAGGGUCUGACCACCACCAUAGCCAGAGAGGUUCCCGGCUACUUCUGCUUCUUUGGUGCUUACGAGCUCUCCCGCACCUUGUUUGCAGACUACAUGAGGUGCAAUAAGGAUGAUAUAGGUGUUUUGGCGACCAUGUUCAGCGGCGGAUUGGGCGGGGCUUGCCUCUGGACUGUGGUCUACCCGAUGGACUGCGUCAAAUCCCGCAUCCAGGUCAUGUCUUUGACGGGCAGGCAGGCUGGCUUCUUCAAGACCUUCAUGGCUAUCGCCCGCGCCGAAGGCAUCCGGACGCUCUACUCUGGUCUCACCCCCACCCUGGUCCGCUCCUUCCCGGCCAACGGAGCUCUGUUUCUGGCUUACGAGGCGAGCAGGAAGCUCAUGAUGCAGCAGUUCGAUGGCUGAUGCUCAAGAGGAGGAGCAGGACCUCCUGUUUCUAGUUGUGAAACUGCCACACUCCUUCUGACUUAUACUAACAAAUGCCUUUCAUAGUGUUAACUUUUAGUUUGAAAAGAUGCUUAUAUUUAACACUACAGAGUUUACGUGCAUUACGGCAGCGCUGAUCCAACUCCAGUUUCUUAACUCCAGUCUACCUCAGCACACGAACAGGAGGAAGACUGGCAUGUAGGGAAGCUAACCGUGAAGCACAAAUGAUUUUUAAAAAGAAAUCCUAUUUUAAUGCUUUUAAAUUUUAGGUAAAAAUACAAGAAUUAUAUUAUUAGCAUGUCAUCCUUUCUUGUUAUUUAUAAGCUGCAGCAUUUUUAAUUCAGAGGAAAACCUUUUGGCCCAAACUUUUAUUCUUAACUUUGAGUUUUUCUGGUGUUUAAGGCGACUUUGUUGAAGGACUGACAGAAUUCAAAAACAAAACUAUUCAAACUUGUGCCUUUUUUAGUUUUAGUUUUGUGAAUUUUCCAUUUUUUAUUAGUUUGCUGCUCCAUGUUCCACUCCUGUGGUUUUUAUCCUCUUUUUUUCAAACUGUGUUGCCUUUUCUUUGCCAUCACUCCACUUUUUGUGUUUACAUGAAAAAUCAAGCAAAUAUCCUUUUUUGUGCCAAGUCUGCCCUUUUUGUUUCCACAAAAUGAACCAUAUUGAUGUUUUUUUCUAGAUGUGUCAAACUUCCCUGAAUUAUUCAAGGAAGAUCAGAGAUGUGGUGCAAUCAUGUCCCUUUCCAGCUGUGGUUGGGGUCACUUUGGUUCAAACUGGUGCUAUAACUUUGUGCUGCCCGUUUUAAAUGACAGCAAGAGCAGAAUAAAGAGGAUGGAAACAGAAAGUAAAUAUAUCAAUAAUCAGUCUCUGAUACUGAACUCAAGACGCCUACAGACUCUGCAGCACAUGAAGAUAUUUAAGACAAAAUACUGAUUUAAAGCUCCGAUAGAUUUCAUAACAUGCUACUUUUCACUUUAUGUAUUAAAUUUGUAUUAAUAGGUAUACAAAUGGAAAUAUUGCUUGAUUUUUUUUCCAAAAAUCAACAUUAAAGAUGCCAGUAAAGAUCUUAAA
Molecule: messenger RNA, 2508 nt
Organism: Oryzias melastigma (Indian medaka)
Lineage: Eukaryota; Metazoa; Chordata; Actinopteri; Beloniformes; Adrianichthyidae
Gene: slc25a15b
Product: solute carrier family 25 member 15b
Exons: 7
Coding region: 508-1416 (302 amino acids)
Biological process (GO): mitochondrial L-ornithine transmembrane transport
Molecular function (GO): L-ornithine transmembrane transporter activity
Source: RefSeq, a predicted model, not a curated record